Cryptotermes secundus is the source of this 5227-nucleotide messenger RNA. Its product is annotated as dynamin-binding protein. The transcript is spliced from 20 exons. Gene Ontology annotation, biological process: intracellular signal transduction. Lineage: Eukaryota; Metazoa; Arthropoda; Insecta; Blattodea; Kalotermitidae. Gene Ontology annotation, cellular component: cytoplasm. Gene Ontology annotation, molecular function: guanyl-nucleotide exchange factor activity; protein binding. Bases 248 to 4669 code for a protein of 1473 amino acids. The record is from RefSeq and is a predicted model, not a curated record.
CGCUACUAACGUGUAUUGUUUUGGGCGUUACGAAUAGGAAUCAAUGAACAUCAAUGAAUACUGGUUUGUGUCGUAUGUGUUACGUGGAAAUGUAUGGAAUCGGUGACAAGUGUUUGAUACAGGAAAGUGCAGGAAAGCUUGUCUUUAAUGGAAAUGCGAAGAAGUUAAGCGAUAUGAGUGCGCCCUUAGUAUUUGUGAAUGUAUAUGAAGAAAACAAGUUAUAUGUGGUGUGAUUCCACUGAAUGUCAUGGAAAAAGGCACAGUUACUAAAGUGCUGAAUGAUUUUCUUACCGUCUCUGAGGGUGAGAUCUCACUUAAGAAAGGAGAUAUUGUUCAGGUAUUGGAGAAAGUAGACAGGCAUUGGUGGUAUGGUUGCUGUGGUGGAAAAUAUGGCAAAUUCCCUGGCAGCUAUCUUGUACCAGUUGAAAUACCAUCUCUUGAAGACAACCAUGAAUUAUUUGCAGCAGUUUCUGACUUCCCACGUCAGCAAGAUGAUGAUCUUGCAUUUACAAAAGGUGAGCUGAUUGUUGGUAUAUCUCAAGUAAAUGAGAAUUGGUGGUAUGGAAGAAUUGAUGAGAGAACUGGAAUAUUUCCAACUACUUAUACAUGGCAGUUAGAUUCCAAACUGCUGAAGGAAAAAUUAAAACACCAGUUCAUGAACAUGAAAGCACGUGUAAAAAUGAAUAUGAAAGCACAGCUGGAUGAAGAAAUGGAUUUACAUGAAGGAGACAUUGUAAUCGUGACUGAAAUUGUGGAUAAGAACUGGUAUAGGGGCAUUUGUGGAUCACAAGUAGGAGUAUUUCCAUCAGCCUAUGUAGACAUUAUUGAAGAUAAUGAUGCAACAGAAAGCGGUGGAAUGCCUCACAGUAGUCAUUUUGAGUUACCAGUGAAACUUUCAGAGUCAUCUCAUAGUGUUUCAACAUUGAAAAACAAUGAUGACGUUGACUUGUUAGCUCUUUCACCUGAAGCAAAGUUCUCACCAUUGGCUCAAACAAGUGAUGCACAGAUUAUAAAUGAGUCCGAUAUCUUUGCUGAUGAUUACUUUAAAGUAAACAUGCCAUCUGUAUAUAACAAUAGCUCUGAAAGUAAAACAAACAAAACUGAAACAUAUAAUGCUCAACCUUCAGUGGAAUUAGAUGUUGUUCCAUAUGGUAUCACACUGUAUCCUUUUUUUGCCCAGUUUGAUAAUGAACUAGGUUUCCAUGAAGGAGAAAUUGUCACACUAUGUCGCCAUGUUGACAGAGACUGGAUUGAAGGGAAGAUUGAUGGAAAAAAAGGUAUUUUUCCAAAAAGUUAUGUAAAUAUUCUGGUAGACUGUGAGGGUUAUGCAAAUACUGCGGAAGACAACAGUUACAAUUCUUUGAAUGAAUUACAGCAGUUUCAUUGUUACAAUUCAGAUGCUGAGACUGAAUUGACACCAAAUUCAUUUGCAAAGGUGUUAUAUAAUUUUGAUGCACAGAUGGAUGGUGAUUUGACGGUGCACAAGGAUGAAGUUGUGUGGAUUGUAAGCAAAGCAAAUGAAGAUUGGUGUGAAGUAAGAAAUCAGUCUGGGAAGGUUGGUCUUUGUCCACAGAACUACCUGAAUCCUCAUUUCUUAUCAGAUGAGUUAAACAGUAAGUUACUCCAGGGAACCUCAUUUGCAACAGAUGAUUUGCUUGGUCUUUUUAGUUCAACUGAAGAGAACACUAAUAAUAAUUUUGGGAAUACACAAUAUGUACCUAGUGAUGGCAAUAAAAGAAAAUAUCGGAGUCAUGACUUUCUGCAGCCAGCAAGUCUGUCUUCACAGAAAGGCAGCAGCAUUGAAGAUUUUAUUUCCAAAAAUCUUGAGAUGUACCAUAUCUCGGCAAAGACCUCAAGUUCUCACCCUAGUCAUAGACAUUCAGUGAACCUUUCUGAGAACAAGAAUGCUGGGUCUGUGUCAGCAAAUGCUGAUCAGUGUGUACUGAAGCACAGAUUGUCAUUUUCUCCAGAAUUGCAGCAAGAAGAAUCCCAUAGCACUGUCAAGCAACCUAAAGCAAAUUCUGAACCUCUUAAUACACAUCAAUCACCAACUCUGCAGUUACCACCAGUUCAGCACCAAGAAGAUGCUAAUGACAAACCCUUGGAAGAACCAGCUUCCUGGGAAGAAGGAGAAGUGGAGCUGAGAGGUCAUCACAGUGAAACCCCAUCACAUGUAAGUCGCUCACAUUUUCAGAGACAGGAGUUGAGCAGACAAAGCUCUGAUAGAUUACCACACCGACCACCACCACCUGUACCUGUCCCAGGACAGAAACCAGUUCAUCAUAGGCUUCAUCGUGCCCCAAAACAGUGUGCACCAUUAUCAGAAUGUACAGUUCCAGAAGAAAAAUCAUUGUCAGGAGGAGAGCAUUCACAGGGUGAAGAUAACCUUGAUGUGUUUGAAGAGAAAAGGAAGAAAAAUUGUGAGCAGAGACAAAAUGUAAUAACAGAACUUGUGCUUACGGAGAAGGAGUACGUGAGGGACCUGAAGAUCACAUAUGAAAUAUUUAAUUUACAUAACCCAAGACUUCUUGAGGCAAGAGGUAUUGAUGUGAAGGUUGUGUUUGGUAAUAUCUUGGAGGUACUGCAAGUGGCAGAGACUCUGUUGGAUAAGUUACAGCUUGCUAUGAAAGGGAAAUCUGAAGAUGAACAGUGUGUGGGUUCAUGUUUUGUUGAGCUGGCUGACCAAAUGAAAUCUGUUUAUGGACAAUACUGUAUGAACCACAAUAAUGCACUUACAUUGCUUGAAAAGUAUGAGUCAGUUGAAGAAAUACAGAUUUUAUUCAAUAAAGGAAUUGAGACUCUGCGUUUACAAGUUGCUUGCUUUGAUAUGGGUUCUAUUCUUAUCAAACCAGUACAAAGAAUACUUAAGUAUCCACUCAUUCUGAAUGAAUUAAUAAAGUGUACUGAAGAUUCUCAUAAGGACAAACCCGAAUUACUAAAUGCUGUGAGAACAAUGAUGGAUGUAGCUACUUACAUAAAUGAGUACAAACGUCGUAAAGACAUUGUGUCAAAAUAUUUGGAUGAUGGAAAUGCUAGCAUAUCCAGUAGAAUGUCAAAGAUUUCCCUACAUUCUGUUGCCAAAAAGUCUGCAAGAUUUGGGCUGAUGCUCACAUCUACACUCUUUGGAGUUGCUACAAAAGAUCCUGUGUUUGAUGAACAUGAAUUCAUAUUUCACACCAUGGAGAAGACUGUCCGAAGUUUCCUAAAGGAUGUAGAAAUAUUUCUUUGUGGGAUGCAUGAAACAAUUACUUAUCAGCUUAACAUUGGAGCAUCAAUCGUUCCUUUCUAUCAGGAAAGUAAUUCAGAAGCAGAAGAUUAUCACAAACUCCAACAACUUAUCUGCAGACGAUUCUGGGUGGAAUUUAAGAAGAUUGUGGAGCAGAGAGUUUUGGUUCCAUUACAUACUUUGGUGGAAUUAUUUGAGGGCCCAGCAAUUUUAGUGCAGAAACGUCAUGAUAAACUGUUGGAUUAUGAUGGAUGUUUUGCCAAAGCUGAGAAGAACAAGGAAAACAGAUUGAUCCAAGAAGAGUUACUGGCUACAAAGAGCAAUUAUGAAGCACUGAACAGUCAGUUACUGGAGGAGCUUCCAACACUGAAUUCCUUGGCUUCUGAAAUGCUUGUGGAGUGUUUGGCAGCAUUUAUUAUGGCACGGAAAAUGUUCUCGGGAAGAAUAACCAAAGAAUAUUUUGCACUAAUGGAGACUCCCUUCAUGAAGUCUGCUCAAGGUGAUGCAAUAGAAUCAUUUGCAGUGAAGCAUAGUUUGGUAUGGAAUCAGCUGGGAAGGUUUAGUUUUUCACCCAAAAGUGUGAAAACCGAUACAUUAACAAAGAGAAAUUCAAAGACUUCACCCACAUCAGCUACUAAGCAGUUUGAAUCUGACACACUGAACAAACACAACCAGAUUCAGAGUCACAGUCAGCAAGCAUAUUUACAGAGCCGAUACUCUCAUGAUAUGCUGUACUGUGUUGCUGUGCCAUACACAGCAGCUGAAGCAGUGGAACUCACAGUUAGCAGAGGGAAUAUUGUUGCUGUGAUCAAGAAACAUGAUCCAUUGGGUGACACAAGAAUGUGGUUUGUUGAGGAUGGAUUAACAAAAGGUUUUGUACCUAACAGCUCGUUAGAGCCGCUCUAUCAAGGGAUCCAUUCUGCUGGUCCAACCAAUCUGCCAUCUGGUAGUACAAAUGAUGAUGUGCCAUCACAAGAACGGUCCCGAAGUCGUGACCAAAGAAAAUCACAAGUAGGGACACAUUCUCCUACACCAAGACUGCUGGAGCCACCACCGCCCUCAUAUGAUGAAGUUGUAUCAUCUGCUGAUUCUAGUCCUCGGUUAGAAAGGUCAAGAGCUUCAGCUGCUUCAGAGCGUGAAUAUCAGAGCACCAGAGAACAUGAAAAGGACACUCACAUUUAUGAAGAAAUACCAGAAUCAGCUACAAGAAGCAUUUAUGAAAAUGUUCCCAACAUUGGAAGUGGAAAUGCACCAGGGUUUUUCUAUGCUGCAUAUGAUUUUGAAGGCAGUGGGAUGCAUAUGCUGAGUGUAAAGAGUGGCCAAAUUGUACUUGUUCUACAACAGCAAGACAUCCAGGGUAAUCCAGAAUGGUGGUUUGUAGAAGACCGCUUUGGUGAGAAAGGUUAUGUGCCUGGUAAUUAUCUCAGAAAAUAUGAGCAAUAAGUAUCAGGCACAAUUUAUUUUUAUAUUGAUUUCAUCCUGGACACUUUGUGCAAAUAUUAAAUCAUGUGAUUUUUAAAUGUGUAUAUUAAAAUACAGAGUUUUCAUAUAAGUGUGUAUGCACGCCUGCUUGUAUUGUUUUUUCAAAUAUUUUCCUCUCAUUUUAAUAUAAUAUAUGAAAUCUAACCAAUAAGUUUUCUGCAAAUUUUAUGUCAUUACCUACAGCUGUGUUGUAUGCUGCUAGCAGAAAUUAAGAACCGUCUUGUACUACAGGCUCAGCAUAUGACACCUCACUGUAAACUGCAGAUGGACAACAUACUGGCAAUAUGCGUCAUGUACAGUAGCACGAUGUAGUAUUUAAUGAAUAAUGGCACAUACAGUUCCAGUACUAUGGGAGCACUUUUCAAACAAUACUCUCUUCUGGAAUAUGAUGCUGUGUAGUCUAGUAGGUUCAGAAUUACUGGGUUUUCAGACCAUGUCAGUCGCCUGGUAUUGUAGAAACUAGAGAAUACAACUUUUUGGAAACUGGAUCUGCUUCUGUCCUCAGGUGAGGGAGGGGAG